CCAUUGUAGACGACCCUUUACCGUCUCUCUUGAUGUUGCGCAAUUUAUAGAAGUAUAUCAGUGACUAAAUCUAUUAUUUAUAACAAGAUGAGUAAUAAUGUAUCACUUGACUAACAUACUUAUCAGAUAUGAUAUCAAAGAGUAUCCAAAUGGUAUCAUGGUAAAAUAGUAUAUUGUCUGUCAAAAAUGUUGGUGCAAUAUAUGCACAACUUGCACAUGUUCAAAUACGGAAUCACUUAUCAACUGUCAUGGCAAACACCUAAAAACCAAUGAACUUCUGAACUACGAACUUCUCACUUUGGACCAGCAUCAACUGCUGAACAAACUUAUUCUUUCAAAAAACGACAUAGCAGUUCUACCUACGAAUGAGUUAAAAAACCUGAAACAAUUAAAAAUGUUGGAUCUGUCUGAAAACCAACUGGAGAGUGUACAUUCUGAUGUUUUGAAAUACUUAAGUGAUCUCGAGGAGUUGGAUUAUUCACACAAUUUAAUACGAAAUUUUGAUCUUUCUGUCCUGAAUACAGUUCUCUCCAAGUUUAAUUUAAGUUACAAUCAGAUUAACAACCUGGAGAAUAGUUUAGAAAGAACGAAGAAGUUUACAAGAACAAAGUUGAAAAUUUUUGAUGUAUCUCACAACAAUCUUUCUGAUCUGAACUUCCUGAAUACUUUGCCGGAGGUUCAAUACUUGGAUCUUUCUUUCAAUAAACUCAGCGCUCUCUCCGAUUCAUUAUUUCAUUUGAAACAUUUGGAAGUUCUUCACAUCGAUAACAAUCAGCUUCUUUUUCUGAAGUUUCAACAUCUUCCGCUAUCACUGUUAGAACUAAACGUCGGAAACAAUUUUAUCAACACCUUAUCUCUCUCAUUCCAAAAAUCAUUUAUAUAUACUUUAAAUAUUCAAAAUAAUCAAAUUUUUGAAAUACACAAAAACUUAUCAUCACUGACUAAAUUAAAACAUUUGAAUAUUAGCGGGAACUUACUAUCAAAUUUUCCUGAUAUUUCUUUGGAACAAUUGGAAGUACUGGACUUAUCCUUCAAUAAUAUAACGAUAAUUCCUAAAACUGUUUCCAUAAACAACUUUCCGAAUCUACGAAUUUUGAAAGUCAACGGAAAUUGUUUGAAAGAUAUAACACUUCGAUCUAAAUUGGAAUUAGAAAGUUUUGAAGCAAACUUUGUGGAGACGAUUGAAAAAAUUGAUGAAAACGCAUUUUUAAUGUUGAAAGAGAAGAACGAUUGUAUAAAUGUGACUAUUUCGAAUAACGUAAAAUUGAGCAGCAUCGCGGAAAACGUUUUUCAUCAUAUGAAUAUUUGUUCUUUAGAUUUGAGUAACAAUCACUUUACAUAUUUAUCGUUCGAGCUAUUUAAAACACAUGUUUAUGGCAAAAACUUUUCGAACGCAAGAUAUCUCAUUAAUCUACAAAAGAAUCCAUUUAUUUGCGAUUGUUCGCUGCAAUGGAUGUUAGACGAGUUAGUCCCAAAACUUUACACGAUACAGCCAAGUCUUUUGGAAGAUUUAAAGUGUGCUGGUCCAUCUCCGUUGAUGAACAAAAGAUUAAUUCAUUGGUAUAAGUGGAAAGAAAAAGUAUUUUGCGAUGAUUUCUCGCAUUAUGCGGAAAAAAUGGCUGUCAAUGUUACUGCCGUUUCUAACAAACAAAUUGUAACGUUUGAAUCGAGUCACGCGAUGAUUGCUGUUUUGGCUGCAGCAACUGCUCUACUCGCAGUUUUAACGAUGGUUGGCGUUUUGUUGACUCGAAGAAUUGCUGAAAAGCGAAGGCGAGCCAAUCGUAGGUUUUAAGAACAACGAAGUUUAAUACAUUAUUAUUUGUCUUGUACGGAGUAAGAUAAGCGAUGUAAUAACAACAAUGUAAAGUUGUUAAUAAAAAUAUUUUUUGUUUUU
Molecule: messenger RNA, 1894 nt
Organism: Pseudomyrmex gracilis
Lineage: Eukaryota; Metazoa; Arthropoda; Insecta; Hymenoptera; Formicidae
Product: leucine-rich repeats and immunoglobulin-like domains protein 2
Exons: 6
Coding region: 395-1792 (465 amino acids)
Cellular component (GO): extracellular matrix
Molecular function (GO): protein binding
Source: RefSeq, a predicted model, not a curated record